This is a messenger RNA of Naegleria lovaniensis, 1443 nucleotides long. RefSeq lists its product as uncharacterized. Gene Ontology annotation, molecular function: guanyl-nucleotide exchange factor activity. The transcript has a single exon. The record is from RefSeq and is a predicted model, not a curated record. Bases 1 to 1443 code for a protein of 480 amino acids. Lineage: Eukaryota; Heterolobosea; Eutetramitea; Acrasida; Naegleriidae.
AUGUUGGCAGAAGUCAUCUUUUAUUUCGCAGCACUUGUUUGCUCGCUCCUCUUCUUCAUUUUCCUAAACACACAAGUGUCCACAUCAAGUGAUAGUACAAGCGUUGACAGCACUGAUGUUGGUGACGAUGAAAAUACAACAAAUAACACCACUUCAAAUAUUCAUCAACUGUCGAUACCUUCCACACCUCGUAAAACUGAGCAACAACAACAUAUCAUCACGAGUCCUCGACGUCGUUUUCAACAACAGCAUGAUCGCUCGGAUUCAUUGCAAGAUUUAUCAGUCAAGAGCAGUGAGUUAAUAUUUGAUGAAAUCAUGAACACGGUUCCUGUAAUUGCCUCCCAAGAUGAUGAGAGAGUGAGUUUUGACAAGUUAGCUGAAAAAAAGACACCUCUUGAGAAGAAGAGAGAUCAUAUUUUGGAGGAAAUACUCUCUACUGAAGAGUCGUAUGUGAAGGGUUUGAGAGAGCUUGAGGAAGCCUAUUUAAAACCCAUUCGAGAAAAGAAGUUGCUCUCAAAAGAAGUGUUUGAUAUGAUUUUUAACGAUAUUGCAAUUAUAGCUGGUGUCAAUGAGAAUUUUCUAAGUGAACUUAAAAAACUAUAUUUUGGUGACAAGUUACAAUCGUACAAUGUUGCAAAAUUACUUUUACAUUAUGCACAUUCUUUCAAGUUAUAUACAAGAUUUAUUGGUAACUAUGGAGUUGCUGUGACCGCUUUGGAAGAAGAAAAGAAAAAGAAUAACAAAUUCAAAAAGUUCUUAGAAGAAAUUUCCGUCAAAUUAGGUGAAGAAUCCACCACUGCACGAGAUUUCACCAUUGAUGGACACAUGAUUUUACCAUUGCAACGCAUUCCUCGAUAUGAAAUGUUAUUACAACAACUGAAAGAUGUCACACCAAGCGGUGACGAGUCGUACGGUCUCAUUGAAAAUGCUCUGCUCUUGAUUAAGGAAAUUGCAAGUGGACUGAAUAUGAGUCAACUUGAAUAUUCUAAUAUUCACAAAUCGUUGGAGCUUAGUGAAACAUUCAAACUUAAGGACUUUUUCAUUCCAACACGAAGAUUGCUGUUUUACUUUGAAGGUGAAGACGGUAUCAACUACAAGAGAUCCAACGGAAAGCGUGGCAUUAUGGAUAUGUACGUCUUUUCAGAUUUGCUUUUAUUGAACAGAAGAAAUUCGAAAUUCCUUUCCAAACAAGAGUUCAUCUUCUCGCCACAUUCAAAAGAUGAUAAUUCCACAACACUCUAUUUGGAUAUGGAGGAAAGCAUAAUUAGUAAGACCAUCACUCUAACAUGUACUUUUAAAUCUGACAAGGUAGAACCAAGAGUUUUAGAAAUGUACUUUGAUAGCAAACCUGAGCAAUACGACCGUGUUAGAGAGGCCAUUUUAGUCAUGCUCGAUUUGGAAAGACAAAGUAGAAGAAGUAGUGUUGCGUCUAGCUCCUUUUAA